Molecule: messenger RNA, 366 nt
Organism: Prunus armeniaca (apricot)
Lineage: Eukaryota; Viridiplantae; Streptophyta; Magnoliopsida; Rosales; Rosaceae
Source: the annotation of a GenBank genome assembly
AUGAAGCUGAUGAUGGUGAUGAUGGCCAUGACCCUGCUCACCACAAGCCAUGGCAUUGGCAUCCACAUUAACACCAGCGUCGUCACUCGCGGCUAUUCUGCCUCCCGGUGCAACGGCCUCACCGACACGGCGUGCCGGAUUGCACACUCUGAGUUGGAUUUGACUUUGGAGUUCAUGUUGGACUCAGAAUUCAGCAUAAGGAUCCUCCAAUCCCACUACUAUAAUCAAAACAACGGUGAAAGGCUGCGUCCUGCAACCGAGUUGGUAACCAAGUUCCCUGCCACGGUAGGUAACAAAAACCAAAAUCCCACACCAGAGCACUGCAAGGAGGAACCCACCAAUAAGGCUUGCUGGAAACAUUUCUAA